UCUGCUACUGUCAGAAGCAGAGUUAAGCUGCAGUAGAAACAGUGGCGAGAACCUUUGGUCAGGAAUAACCUAUCGGAACAGUGCUGGUUUCCAGGGAGCCUCCAGGGAGGAGUUAUCUCUGCCACUUAAGAAUUGACUCCCAUCCCCAGCCGAAGCUCAAACCGUAAGGAUAUUCCAGACCAACUAAGAAAUCCAGACUUGUUCAAUGACAUCUCCUUUUUGUUUGGGACACGCUACAGAAACAGAUGACAGGACAAUAUCAGCCAAUGUCAGAAAACUCGGAGUGUGUAUGUCUGUUGGGUGGUGCUGGGCCCACUUAGUGUGACAGUGCUGUGGGAGCGUGGAGUGUCAAGACCCUGCUGACCGUAAACUGUAGCCCUGGAUUUCCUGGAGAUGGAAGGUCAUAAUUAUGACCGCUUUGGGGAAGGGGAAAGGGAGAACUACCAGAUUGACUACAGGAGGAUCGUAGGGGACAUGGAACCAGCAAGUCCCCAUGUGCCCAACAAGGACGGGGACAACCUUUAUAGCACCUAUGUCCAACCAACGACGCAUGGUCAUGGGCAUGAGACGGCUGCGCAACGGUAUAGUGCGACACGUAUCCAAGCUGGGUAUGAACCAGAGAGCACGGCCGACUACCUGAUCAGCGGAGGCACAGGCUACGUUCCGGAGGAUGGGUUGACGGCGCAGCAGCUCUUUGCUAUUGGCGAUGGACUCAGAUACAAUGACUUCUUGAUCCUGCCCGGGUUCAUAGAUUUUACAUGUGAUGAAGUGGAUCUAACCUCUGCAUUAACAAGAAAGAUCACUCUUAAGACACCUCUUAUUUCUUCCCCCAUGGAUACUGUCACAGAAUCAUCCAUGGCCAUCGCUAUGGCAUUGAUGGGUGGGAUUGGAAUAAUUCAUCAUAACUGUACUGCUGAGUUCCAGGCCAAUGAGGUUCGCAAAGUCAAGAAAUUUGAGCAGGGUUUCAUCACAGACCCGGUGGUAAUGAGCCCCCGGCACACGGUAGGAGACGUGUUUGAGGCUAAGAUACGCCACGGUUUCUCAGGAAUCCCCGUUACGGAGACCGGCAAGAUGGGCAGCAAGCUUGUCGGCAUUGUUACCUCCAGAGACAUUGACUUUCUGUCUGAGAAGGACCAUGACAGACCCCUGGAGGAGGCAAUGACAAAAAGAGAGGAUUUAGUGGUUGCGCCUGCGGGUGUCACACUAAAAGAGGCAAAUGACAUUCUACAACGUAGCAAAAAAGGUAAACUUCCAAUUGUCAAUGACAGUGACGAGCUGGUCGCCAUCAUUGCCAGGACCGACUUGAAGAAGAACAGAGACUACCCUCUGGCUUCCAAGGAUUCCCGCAAACAGCUUCUUUGCGGAGCUGCAAUCGACACCAGGGACGACGACAAAUACAGACUGGACCUCCUCAUGCAGGCUGGAGUCGAUGUCGUGGUCCUGGACUCCACCCAGGGAAACUCUGUGUAUCAAAUCAACAUGAUCAACUACAUUAAACAGAAAUAUCCUGAACUGCAGGUGGUUGGAGGGAAUGUUGUGACAGCUGCUCAGGCUCAAAACCUCAUUGAUGCAGGUGUUGAUGCCCUCAGGGUCGGCAUGGGCUGCGGUUCCAUCUGCAUCACCCAGGAAGUCAUGGCAUGUGGACGACCACAAGGCACAUCAGUGUACAAGGUGGCUGAAUACGCCCGCCGCUUUGGAGUGCCCGUGAUUGCUGACGGGGGCAUUCAGACUGUUGGGCACGUGGUCAAAGCGCUGGCUCUGGGAGCGUCGACAGUGAUGAUGGGCUCGCUGCUCGCCGCCACCACGGAGGCUCCAGGAGAAUAUUUUUUCUCUGAUGGGGUGCGUUUGAAAAAGUAUCGAGGAAUGGGCUCCUUGGAUGCCAAGGAGGAAAACAACAGCCAGAAACGCUACUUCAGCGAGGGAGAAAAGGUGAAGGUGGCCCAGGGUGUAUCAGGUUCUGUACAAGACAAGGGAUCCAUCCAUAAGUUUGUCCCUUACCUCAUUGCUGGCAUUCAACAUGGCUGUCAGGACAUUGGAGCCAAGAGUUUGUCCAUCCUACGGUCAAUGAUGUAUUGUGGAGAGCUGAAGUUUGAGAAGAGAACAAUGUCCGCUCAGAUGGAAGGCGGCGUCCAUGGCCUUCACUCAUAUUCUUUUGUACCAUUUAUGAGAAGCGGCUUUACUGAGGCGGGAGGAAAAGGAAACACCCGAUCGGGACCCGACGUGCCCACCCCGGCGCUGCUGAGCAGACAAGUGACACACAAGUGACCAAAAAUGCUGAAAUGUUCAUGUUUUAUAUGAUAUCCAUGAUCAAUACAGGAGAUCCUCGCUAUUCCUGGUGAGGGUUCUACUCAAUAAUUGAGACGCCCAAAAUAAUUUGAUACAUGGCUCACUUCAUCCCCUCCAAACCCUCUUGCUAGCUUGAUAUUGACAUUCCCCAUCAUUUUGGAUUUACAUUUUUUAUUUUUAAAAAUGCACUAUUAGUUAAAAAUCAGCUUCAUAAUCCAGCAAGUCUCUCUUCAAUCGCCGACAAAGGAAAGCUAAUAAGUACAGUCCAGGUUGAAGCCUAACACCCUUAUUAUGUAUGGAUAGGUAGAAUAUGACAGGAUAGUAGGAACUUCUUAUAUUUAUUGCACAAUAGGUAAAUGAUGUGGUGGCAGGGCAGUUUCAAAAAGUCCACCAAUAUAUAUAUAUAUAUAUAUAUA
This is a messenger RNA of Nerophis ophidion (straightnose pipefish), 2702 nucleotides long. It is a transcript of the gene impdh1a, whose product is annotated as IMP (inosine 5'-monophosphate) dehydrogenase 1a. Bases 394 to 2265 code for a protein of 623 amino acids. Gene Ontology annotation, biological process: GTP biosynthetic process. The record is from RefSeq and is a predicted model, not a curated record. NCBI's taxonomy places the organism in Eukaryota, Metazoa, Chordata, Actinopteri, Syngnathiformes, Syngnathidae. Gene Ontology annotation, molecular function: IMP dehydrogenase activity. The transcript is spliced from 18 exons. Gene Ontology annotation, cellular component: cytoplasm.